CGCUUAUCGCAAUUAUUUCUGGGGCAAUAUAUCACACAACAAAAAUUUGUUAUCGUAAAAACAGGCCUAGUUAAAGGUCCAUCGCUGCAGUUCAGCAUCUGUUGAGCAUGUGUUUCUCGUGUGCAGUGGGUCAUGCGGUUCUGUCUAUUAACGGGGUGGAUGUGACUGUUAAAUACACCACUGAAGGGAAAGAGAUCCUGGAAUAUCUGAAAGAUCCUGCCAACUAUCCAGUGUCCAUCAGAUUUGGGCGACCUCAUCUCACCUCCAAUGAGAAGCUCGUGCUGGCAUCAAUGUUUCAUUCGCUGUUUGCCAUUGGAUCACAAUUAUCACCUGAAGUUGGCAGCUCUGGCAUUGAAAUGCGGGAGACAGACAUGUUUAAACUGCACUGCUUUCAAACACUCACAGGUAUACAGUUCAUUGUAUUGGCUGACCCUCGACAGUCUGGUAUUGAUGCCCUUCUAAGAAAGAUUUAUGAGAUCUACUCAGACUUUGCACUGAAGAAUCCUUUCUACUCUUUAGAAAUGCCUAUCAGAUGUGAGCUUUUUGACCAAAAUUUGAAGAGUGCCCUGGAGAUAGCAGAGAAAGCCGGAACAUUUGGACCCGGGUCCUGAGCUGGACUUGCAUUGAAGUCAUUCACCUGACAGGAUCUCCAGAUGCUCUGAAGUCAAACUUGUCCAGAACAAACUUAAAGGAAUCAACAAGGAAUAUGAACAAGAGUUUUCCUCAAGCUCAAACGAUUUACCUUAAAGACAACUAUGAACAUUUUUCUUGAAAUUGCAUCCAAAAUUUACAGUGACAAACAUAUUUGUAAAUAAUGUACAUAGACACCGUUUAAGUCUGUAAUGUGCAGAACAUCUAUACAAGACAGAGCAGCUGAAGAUGCACAAUACAUGCUCUUUGAAACAUGUUUAUUAGCGUCUUUACAUUCAUUAAAUUAAAUGUACAUGUCAUUCGCCUUCUGUCGGCAGAAUAUGAAAAGUCUACUGUACCUUGAUCAGUUUCUCUAACUUUUUUAUUUAUAUAAACUCAUUUCAUUGUGCUAUUAAACAUUCAUGUGACAUAACACGUUGUCACAUUUCAGUAGAUACGUUUAUGAAUUUGUAGUACUGCAGAUACAGAGGACCAGUUAAAGCUUUAAAAUGGAUGGGAGGUACAAGAAAUACGUUUAUUUAUUUUACCUGUUUCGAUAGCAAUAAAAUGUUAAUACCAGUGAAGAAAUGGCUUUAACGUGCCUUAACCAAAAGACAAAGUUGUGCAAUGUAAGCACUGAGUGAGCAGAUUCAGAACAAUGUAAAAUACUGUCAUCCAUUUUUAAAAUGAACAGAAUAAAUAACAUGAUGUGCAGAAAGUGACACAACAUGGUAUCCUAUUUCAUAUGUCGCUAAAAUAGUGUAAUACCUUGGGAAUAGAUAUCCACAGCGAAUUUAUUAUAUUU
Sinocyclocheilus grahami is the source of this 1435-nucleotide messenger RNA. Its product is annotated as trafficking protein particle complex subunit 4-like. Bases 108 to 611 code for a protein of 167 amino acids. Gene Ontology annotation, cellular component: TRAPP complex. Lineage: Eukaryota; Metazoa; Chordata; Actinopteri; Cypriniformes; Cyprinidae. The record is from RefSeq and is a predicted model, not a curated record. The transcript has 4 exons. Gene Ontology annotation, biological process: endoplasmic reticulum to Golgi vesicle-mediated transport.